Temnothorax curvispinosus is the source of this 1467-nucleotide messenger RNA. RefSeq lists its product as uncharacterized. Gene Ontology annotation, molecular function: olfactory receptor activity; odorant binding. Gene Ontology annotation, cellular component: plasma membrane. NCBI's taxonomy places the organism in Eukaryota, Metazoa, Arthropoda, Insecta, Hymenoptera, Formicidae. Bases 200 to 1447 code for a protein of 415 amino acids. Gene Ontology annotation, biological process: detection of chemical stimulus involved in sensory perception of smell; sensory perception of smell. The transcript is spliced from 5 exons. The record is from RefSeq and is a predicted model, not a curated record.
ACCACUAUAUCAUACAAGGAAGAGGAAGAGGUGAAUCCCCUCUUGGAACUCACGUAAAAGUCAAUAUAAAAUGCACCCUUCAACUUCAUGACAUGACUGAUCGUUUGAUCGCUCUUCCCUUGAAAGUCAAGCGCGCAAGCGCUCGACGCUAUCCGUCCUUCAAUCCUUUCAGUACUACCUGAGCUUCCGUGCUUUCACGAUGCGCGGAUCACCACCGUCUAUUCAAAAGUCAAGUCCGGUCGCGAUCGCGUACGAUCAUGAGAAAUACGUGCGGCUGAGCAUUCAGCAGACCCGUUGGAUACUGAAGUCAAUCGGCGCCUGGCCGAGAUCACUCGAAUCCACCUCUCCGUUAAACAGAUACGCGCACUUGCUGAUGAACGUAAUUUGCAUCGGUCUGGUCAUCUUCCUCUUCGUCCCGUGCGCCUUAUUCGUCGCGCUCGAAGUCGAGGACACGUACAGCACCUUGAAGUUCACCGGGCCGCUGAGCUUCUGCCUGAUGGUAUUCCUGAAGUACAUCUCGAUGAUCUUUCACGGAAAAGAUAUCCGCGUGUGCGUCGAGCACGUCAAAAGCGACUGGAUGAACACGCGGCAUCGCGGUGAUCGCGCGAUCAUGGUCAGGAACGCGGAGUUCGCCCGUCGUCUCGUGAUGAUCUGCACGAUCUUCACGUACGGCAGUGCCGCGUUCUAUCACAUCGCCAUGCCGAUCAGCGCGGGCAAGAUUACGGAGGAGGACAGUAACAUGACGUAUCAGCCACUGGUGUAUCCGGUCGCUAGGGCGAUCGUCGACACGCGUCACAGUCCGAUUAGUGAGAUUUUCUUUUGGAUACAGUGCGUAGCGGGUUUCGUUACGCAAGCGGUCACAGCCGCCGCCUGUUGUUUGACUGUCGUUUUAGCGAUACACGCUUGCGGCCGUUUGGAGGUUCUCGUACAGUGGAUCGUGCAUCUGGUGGACGGGCGAGAGGAUUUUUGUAACAACGUGGACGAGAGGCUGGCGAUAAUUGUGCGAGAACAUGUGCGAAUUUUGCGUUUUAUAUCGUUAACGGAAAAAGUAUUGCACGAAAUAUCUCUCGUGGAAAUUGUAGGAUGUACGCUAAACUUGUGUUUUCUUGGAUAUUACGUUAUCAUGGAAUGGGAGAUCGGCGAUUUCGCAACUUACGUAACAUACGUUAUUCUGCUUAUAUCUUUCACCUUCAAUAUCUUCCUAUUUUGUUAUAUAGGUGAACUUGUCGCCGAGCAGUGCAAGAGGAUUAGUGAAAUAUCGUACAUGAUCGAUUGGCAUCGUCUAGCGGGAAGGAAAGCUCUCGCUGUUAUAUUAAUGAUCGCGAUGUCCAAUUCAUCGGUCAAACUUACUGCUGGAAAUAUCAUCGAUUUAUCAAUAAGCAGUUUCGGUGAUGUGAUUAAGACGUCGGUUGCCUACUUGAAUAUGUUACGUAAACUAACUUCUUAAAAAUUUUCUUCUUAAAAAAG